AUGCAGCUGGAGCACUGCCUUUCUCCUUCUAUCAUGCUCUCCAAGAAAUUUCUCAAUGUGAGCAGCAGCUACCCACAUUCAGGCGGAUCCGAGCUUGUCUUGCACGAUCAUCCCAUUAUCUCGACCACUGACAACCUGGAGAGAAGUUCACCUUUGAAAAAAAUUACCAGGGGGAUGACGAAUCAGUCAGAUACAGACAAUUUUCCUGACUCCAAGGACUCACCAGGGGACGUCCAGAGAAGUAAACUCUCUCCUGUCUUGGACGGGGUCUCUGAGCUUCGUCACAGUUUCGAUGGCUCUGCUGCAGAUCGCUACCUCCUCUCUCAGUCCAGCCAGCCACAGUCCGCGGCCACUGCUCCCAGUGCCAUGUUCCCGUACCCCGGCCAGCACGGACCGGCGCACCCCGCCUUCUCCAUCGGCAGCCCCAGCCGCUACAUGGCCCACCACCCGGUCAUCACCAACGGAGCCUACAACAGCCUCCUGUCCAACUCCUCACCGCAGGGCUACCCCACGGCCGGCUACCCCUACCCACAGCAGUACGGCCACUCCUACCAAGGAGCCCCGUUCUACCAGUUCUCCUCCACGCAGCCAGGGCUGGUGCCCGGCAAAGCGCAGGUGUACCUGUGCAACAGGCCCCUCUGGCUGAAAUUCCACCGGCACCAAACGGAGAUGAUCAUCACCAAACAGGGAAGGCGCAUGUUUCCUUUUUUAAGUUUUAACAUUUCUGGUCUCGAUCCCACGGCUCAUUACAAUAUUUUUGUGGAUGUGAUUUUGGCGGAUCCCAAUCACUGGAGGUUUCAAGGAGGCAAAUGGGUUCCUUGCGGCAAAGCGGACACCAAUGUGCAAGGAAAUCGGGUUUAUAUGCAUCCGGAUUCCCCCAACACUGGAGCUCACUGGAUGCGCCAAGAAAUCUCUUUUGGAAAAUUAAAACUUACGAACAACAAAGGAGCUUCAAACAACAAUGGGCAGAUGGUGGUUUUACAGUCCUUGCACAAGUACCAGCCCCGCCUACAUGUGGUGGAAGUGAACGAGGAUGGCACGGAGGACACCAGCCAGCCCGGCCGCGUGCAGACCUUCACUUUCCCGGAGACUCAGUUCAUCGCCGUCACAGCCUACCAGAAUACCGAUAUUACACAACUGAAAAUAGAUCACAACCCCUUUGCAAAAGGAUUUCGGGAUAACUAUGACACGAUCUACACAGGCUGCGACAUGGACCGCCUGACCCCUUCGCCCAAUGACUCGCCCCGCUCACAGAUCGUACCCGGUGCCCGCUACGCCAUGGCCGGCUCUUUCCUGCAGGACCAAUUCGUGAGCAACUACGCCAAGGCCCGCUUCCACCCGGGUGCAGGCGCUGGCCCCGGGCCGGGCACGGACCGCAGCGUGCCACACACCAACGGGCUGCUAUCGCCCCAGCAGGCCGAGGACCCGGGCGCGCCGUCCCCGCAGCGCUGGUUUGUGACGCCGGCCAACAACCGGCUGGACUUCGCGGCCUCGGCCUACGACACGGCCACGGACUUCGCGGGCAACGCGGCCACGCUGCUCUCGUACGCCGCGGCGGGCGUGAAGGCGUUGCCUCUGCAGGCUGCGGGCUGCACCGGCCGCCCGCUCGGCUACUACGCCGACCCGUCGGGCUGGGGCGCGCGCAGCCCCCCGCAGUACUGCGGCGCCAAGUCGGGCUCGGUUCUGCCCUGCUGGCCCAACAGCGCCGCGGCCGCCGCGCGCAUGGCCGGCGCCAACCCCUACCUGGGCGAGGAGGCGGAGGGCCUGGCCGCCGAGCGCUCGCCGCUGCCGCCCGGCACCGCCGAGGACGCCAAGCCCAAAGACCUGUCCGACUCCAGCUGGAUCGAGACGCCCUCCUCCAUCAAGUCCAUCGACUCGAGCGACUCCGGGAUUUACGAGCAGGCCAAGCGGAGGAGAAUCUCGCCUGCCGACACGCCGGUGUCCGAGAGUUCGUCCCCGCUCAAGAGCGAGGUGCUGGCCCAGCGGGACUGCGAGAAGAACUGUGCCAAGGACAUAGGCGGCUACUACGGCUUCUACUCGCACAGCUAG
This is a messenger RNA of Lepus europaeus (European hare), 2049 nucleotides long. RefSeq names its product T-box brain transcription factor 1 (gene TBR1). NCBI's taxonomy places the organism in Eukaryota, Metazoa, Chordata, Mammalia, Lagomorpha, Leporidae. Gene Ontology annotation, cellular component: nucleus. Bases 1 to 2049 code for a protein of 682 amino acids. Gene Ontology annotation, biological process: cell fate specification; regulation of neuron projection development; commitment of neuronal cell to specific neuron type in forebrain. The transcript is spliced from 6 exons. Gene Ontology annotation, molecular function: DNA-binding transcription factor activity, RNA polymerase II-specific; RNA polymerase II cis-regulatory region sequence-specific DNA binding. The record is from RefSeq and is a predicted model, not a curated record.